GACCCGGCAGUAGCUCUUCUCUGCAAGCGGUUAUCUCUCCCAGUGCAACUCGCCGACUCCGGGCCCCCGAGGACUUGGGACCCGGGCUCGUGGACGCCGGCAUUGCCCAGGGUGACAGCACGGGAGCAUGGCCUUGUCCCUGAGCCGACUGGACGCAGGCCCCUGCUGGCGCGCGGCGCGCGGCGUCUGCGGAGAGCUGCGCGCUUGGUCCCAGCGCUGCGCUCCAGGACGCAUCUGCCGGCCCCCUGGCACGGCUGGCACCGAGCUGAGCCGCGGGCUGGGACACGGCCCGACGGCGAGAGGCCGCCCCUGGCUGGGGACCGGGCUGGCCGCGGGGCUGGCGGGGUUGGCGGGGCUGACCGCCGCCGCCUUCGGGCAUGUGCAGCGGGCGGAGAUGGUGCCCAAGAGCUCUGGGGCGCCGAGCCCCUCUCCCGGCAGGCGGGAGGAGGAAGACGAGCUGGCCCGCCGCUGUCAGUGCUUCAUGGCCUCACCUGUGACUGACCUGCGCGAGCUGCGGAGUAGGCCGGGCGACAUGAAGACCAAGAUGGAGCUGCUGAUCCUGGAGACCCAGGCCCAGGUGUGCCAGGCGCUGGCACAGGUAGACGGGGGCGCCAGCUUCUCUGUGGACCGGUGGGAGAGGAAGGAAGGAGGUGGCGGCAUAAGCUGUGUACUUCAAGAUGGGCAUGUUUUCGAAAAGGCUGGGGUGAGCAUUUCUGUCGUUCAUGGAAAUCUUUCUGAGGAAGCAGCAAAACAAAUGAGAAGCAGAGGAAAAAAUCUGAAGACUAAAGAUGGUAAAUUGCCAUUUUCUGCUAUGGGCGUGAGCUCUGUUAUCCACCCCAAGAAUCCUCAUGCUCCUACUAUCCAUUUCAACUACAGGUACUUUGAAGUAGAAGAAGCUGAUGGUAACAAGCUGUGGUGGUUUGGUGGUGGAUGUGACCUCACUCCAACGUACUUGAACCAAGAGGAUGCUGUCCAUUUUCACAGAAUUCUGAAGGAGGCUUGUGACCAGCAUGGUCCAGAUCUCUACCCCAAAUUUAAAAAAUGGUGUGAUGAUUACUUUUUUAUAGCCCAUCGUGGAGAGCGGAGGGGCAUUGGUGGUAUAUUUUUUGAUGAUCUCGACUCUCCAUCCAAGGAGGAGGUGUUUGGCUUUGUGCAGAGCUGUGCUCAGGCUGUUGUUCCUUCAUAUAUUCCCCUUGUGAAAAAGCACUGUGAUGACUCAUUCACUCCCCAGGAGAAGCUGUGGCAGCAGCUCAGAAGAGGACGAUAUGUAGAAUUUAAUCUGCUGUAUGAUCGGGGUACAAAGUUUGGCCUCUUCACCCCAGGAUCCAGGAUCGAAAGCAUCUUGAUGUCUCUACCUCUUACUGCCCGAUGGGAGUACAUGCAUUCACCCUCAGAGAAUUCCAAAGAAGCUGAAAUUCUGGAAGUUCUGCGCCAUCCCAGGGACUGGGUGCAUUGAUGCAGGCAGAGCGGCCGUGCUGGGCUUUGGAGGACACAGAUGUGUGUCCCCUUCCACUGGCUGGCACUGUCGCCACCAUGUGGCAGUUAGUUACUUGUGCCUCAGUGUUUCAGUCUUCUCCAGUGUGGGUCUCACCUCCUCCUUGUCAGGUGGUAAAAUGUUUUGGAUGCCAUCAGUGAUGGGCAGUGAGACAGCAGAUUGUUGUCAGAGUCAAUUGGUGAUAUAGAACUCAUUCAUACUUUUAGAAUCAUUUUAUAUGACUAGUUUACAAAAUAUGACAUUGAGUUUCCAAGUAUUGAGAUAAGGGAAUAUGAAUAUUAUAAUAUAUACAGGGAAACUCCUCAUCUUAUUUUUGUUUCAUGUAUUUUAAAAAGUUUCAGUUUCUGCCACAAAAAUCUAUGUUGUGGGAUACAUUUAUUUCAUUCAGAGAAGUUGAGAUGACUUGGUACUUUAAGCAUGCAGCUUGAAGGUAAAAGUUUGACUUUGUCAUUACUGAAGUGUCUUUGAUAUAAUCUUUACAUAUUUCUCUAGAGAUCAUAGUAUUGUAAAACAAAUAUUCAUUUUUAUAAUGAUAGAUAUUUAGGAGCACUUAAUUUUUUUUAAUCUUGUAUAUGUAACAAUUCAGUGAUUACCUGUAGUUUUUAACUCUAAAGUGACAUUACCGUUAUUUAAAUAAGGGAUGUCUAAGUUGUAAUUUUGAUUUUUUUGGAACCAUAAUUGUUAAUGUUGGGAUUCUUUGCCCUUUUGAAUGUGAAAGCUUAUAUCUCUGGAUUCUGAUGUUUAAAGUUUUAUAUUCCAGACAUUUCUACGUGGAAAUUUAGACUAAGAACAAUCCUAGGGAUAUUGGAAAUUAAUUUAGGAAAUGUUUCUCAUUUGGAAAAUGAGAUCAGAAAUAUUUUUCCUCUUUAGGGCUGGCCCAUGGCUCACUUGGGAGAAUGUGGUGCUGAUAACACCAAGGCCAUGGGUUUGGAUCCCUAUACAGGGAUGGCUGGUUAGCUCACUUGGGAGAAUGUGGUGCUGACAGCACCAAGUCAAGGGUUAAGAUCCCCUUACCAGCCAUGUUUAAAAAAUAAAUAAAUAAAUGAAUAAUUUCCCUCUUUAAUUAAAACAAACAUUUCUAGUGUGAGAAGCGUAUAUGCAUAUUUUAUACAUAUAUUUCUUUGCAAAAUGGACUAAUUGAAAUUGUCCUCUUUUUCAAAUUAAAGACUACAAUUCUUAUCUUUGUUUUUAAGAAAAAAUCACAACAGGAUUCUUAAUGUAUGACUUUUUUGUUCGUAUAAUAAUAUGAAUGUAUUAUUUUAUUUGAUUCAUAAUGAAGUUUGUAAAAAAUAAUAUCUCGUACAUAUUAUUUAAUAUUUUCCUGGAAUAUGAUUGUGUGUGGCUCUUUUAGGGCUGGAAAGUAUAUGAAUUUAUUCAACUGUCUUACAACAGAUCUGCUAAUAAAUUUCAUUAUGAAAUGA
Molecule: messenger RNA, 2916 nt
Organism: Cynocephalus volans (Philippine flying lemur)
Lineage: Eukaryota; Metazoa; Chordata; Mammalia; Dermoptera; Cynocephalidae
Gene: CPOX
Product: coproporphyrinogen oxidase
Exons: 7
Coding region: 128-1456 (442 amino acids)
Cellular component (GO): cytoplasm
Molecular function (GO): coproporphyrinogen oxidase activity
Source: RefSeq, a predicted model, not a curated record